This is a messenger RNA of Cyanistes caeruleus (blue tit), 5193 nucleotides long. The record is from RefSeq and is a predicted model, not a curated record. NCBI's taxonomy places the organism in Eukaryota, Metazoa, Chordata, Aves, Passeriformes, Paridae.
CCUGCCGGGAGUGCGGCUCGGGGCGCGCCCCGGCCCUGCCGAGCUCUGUCGCUCGCUCUCCGUGCGGCCACGUGGAGGCCGCGGGUGCGGGUGGAAGGUGCCGGCCCUGCCCGCCCGGCAUGGGCGCUGUGGGGCGGGAGCGGCCUGCGGGAUCCGCCGAGGACCCCCGCAGGACUUGGCGGUAUUUGGGGGGCAGUACCGGGGCGGUGGAUGAUGAAGAAGCCACGCGAUUAAAUCUCGCAGGGUUUACGGUUGGGACUUAGCGUUAACAGCUGCGGAAAAAUCAGCCGGGCUGUAACCUGAACGUACCCUUAAAUAAGGGUAAGGGCGGAAGGGUCAGGAGGCUUUGUGGCUGUGCUGUACAGACACAGAAAUGAUGAGCGAAGAACAUUGAUUUUCUGUUCUCAACCAUCUCUGCUGUUUAUACUGCAUCCUUUGGAAAUACAUACUUCACGUUGAAGCUGCGGAAUAAAAUUGCUCUUUAAAAUCUCUUAUCUAUCUUUGUCGUUUUUGGGCCUCUCUGUAGAAGUGUUCAUGCCGGCUAGCUGUUAAAACUCUGAGCAAGAGUUGCCCGAGUAGAAGUACCUGGGGUUUCUAGCACUCCCUAAGUGUGUCUGUAAGUAGCAAUCAUGAUGUGUUUUUUUUAUUAAGGUAGGAUCUUGUACCGUAACACCAAGGGAGCCUGUGAUAACCUCGAGCCUGACACAGAACUGAGAAAUGCACACUGGAAGACCUGGUUAGUUUUCAGACGAGCGGAAGGAGUUGUCAUCUAGUUAACAAAAGUAAUUCCUGGCAUGUUCCAGCGGGAAACAGAGAUGAAGGUACACAUGCACACAAAAUUUUGCAUCAUUUGUUUGCUGACAUUUAUUUUUCAUCAGUGCAAUCAUUGCCAUGGAGAUGGACAUAACAAUGGUCCCAAAAAGGAUCGUGUACACGACCAUAAUGACUAUCAGAUCUCAAAUGAAUCAUACUUCCAGAAUGGAGGAACAGAAUCUAUGCCCAGUAAAUUUUCAACGUUGGAAGCAGAAAAUGAACAAAAAUACUACAUUGAAAAGAUUUUUGAUCGCUACGGUGAAAAUGGAAGAUUAUCCUUUUUUGGCCUGGAAAAACUGUUAAUAAGCCUUGGUUUGGGAGAGGUAAAAGUAGUGAUGAUAAAUCAUGAUGAUAUUGGCCAUGAUCAUGUUUCUCACUUGUAUGCUUUGGAAGUACAGGAGGGAAAGCAUUUUCAUCCUCAUAACCAUGCUCACAGCCACUCAGAUUCAGAAAACCAGACCACAGUUGGUGUGUCUGCAAAGAGAAAUCACAGAUGUGACGCUGAGAGAGACGCGGCGGUGCCCUCGGUGAAGGAGGACGGCAAACACGUUCAUAACCAAAGCCGCCGUCACCACCACCACCACCACUCGCGCCCUCACCGGCACGAGCACAACGGCACGCGCCACUCGCGCAACGAUUCCGUCAGUCACGGUGACCACGCGGAGCAGAGCCACGAGCCUUCCACAGAGACAAACACCACGCAGGAUCAGCCAGAACGGAAACAGCGGAAACAGAAGAAGAAGCAGAAGAAAAUCAGCGAGACGUCGGGCGACACUACGUGGGAUUAUGCCCCGGAGCACGAUCCCGGUGACCAGUACGAGCACAAUCGGGUUCACAAACACGACCACGUCCAUGACGCCUCUCACUUGCACGUGCACCACCACGAGCACAGCGGUGAGCGCUCUGCCAGCCACGGGCACCAGGAUGGCAGUGUGGGCAGUGCCGCCGGGCACCGCCACACCAGCAAGCGAGAGGCCUCGCACAAGCAGAUCAGCGUGAGGAAACACGCUCUUCCUGCAGCACGUGGUCACAAGGAUCAUAGCGAAGACGAGCACAAGCAUGAGGAGUGCUUGAACGCCACACAGCUGCUACGGUACUAUGGUUUGGAAGCCAGCUCUCUAAUAUCUCCUGAGCUCUUUGUGUACAUGUGCCCUGCUUUGCUCUACCAGAUUGAGAGAAGGCUUUGUAUUGUACAUUAUGAUGACCUGGAAGAUUUUACAAGAAAUAAAAAUGCAUCAAUUGAGAAUAAAGAUAAAACAGGUGCAUCAGCCUGGUUUUGUGGUAUCAUCUCUAUCACCGUCAUUAGCCUGCUUUCCUUGCUAGGUGUGAUCUUGGUUCCCAUCAUUAACCAAUGGUGCUUCAAAUUUCUUCUAACUUUCUUGGUAGCUCUGGCUGUAGGAACAAUGAGUGGAGAUGCACUGCUCCAUCUCUUGCCACAUUCCCACGGAGGCCACAACCACAGCCACCACCAUGGCCAAGGCCACGUGCACGAGCACAGGCGCUCCCACCGGCACGGCCACGCGCACGCGGCGCACACUGAGGGCUUUCUGGAGGAAAACGAUCCCGUGCUCAAAGGGCUCUUGGCACUUGGAGGCAUUUAUGUUCUCUUCAUCAUUGAGCAUUGUAUAAGAAUGUACAAACAUUACAAUAAACAAAAGAGUAAGCAGAAAUGGUGCAAAAAAAACCAGACUGAAGAAUCGCCAAUUGGAAGGAAACUUUCUGAUCACAAAUUAAAUAACAGACCAGAUGCUGACUGGCUUCAGCUGAAACCCCUUGCAGGAGCAGACGACUCGGUUUUGUCUGAAGAUCGACUGAAUGAAACUGAACUCACUGACUUGGAUGGGCAGCUGGAGCCCCCUGCCAAAAACUACCUGUCUGUAGAAGAGGAGAACAACUUGCACCACUCUCACAACGACGUCUCCCACGCCGCCCAAGAGCACGAGCUGCACGAUUCCGAGUAUGACAGCCAUGGCGAAGAUAAAAUGAUAGCUAGAAAACACAGUCACCACUGGCAUCACAAACAUUCCCAUCAUUCCCAUGGCCACUGUCAUUCUGGAAAAGACCUGAAAGAUACUGGGAUAGCUAAUAUUGCUUGGAUGGUAAUUAUGGGAGAUGGCAUUCACAACUUUAGUGAUGGCUUAGCAAUCGGUGCAGCUUUUAGUGCUGGACUGACAGGGGGAAUUAGUACAUCUAUAGCAGUAUUUUGUCACGAGCUUCCCCAUGAAUUAGGUGACUUUGCGGUGCUGCUGAAGGCAGGGAUGACGGUGAAGCAGGCCAUCGUGUACAACCUGCUGUCAGCCAUGAUGGCCUACAUCGGCAUGCUCAUCGGCACGGCCGUGGGGCAGUACGCCAACAACAUCACCCUCUGGAUCUUCGCCGUCACCGCCGGCAUGUUCCUCUACGUGGCCCUGGUCGACAUGCUUCCAGAAAUGCUUCAUGGAGAUGGAGAUAAUGAAGAGCAUGGUUAUUGUCCUGUGGGGCAGUUUAUUCUUCAGAACCUAGGCCUGCUUCUUGGAUUUGCCAUCAUGCUGGUGAUUGCCCUCUAUGAAGACAAAAUUGUGCUUGACAUCCAGUUUUGACCUGAUGCUGGUAAUCACUGUGGUUCCAAUCUGUUGCUGUCUGGCUUUGAGUCUGCACUGUGUGGCUGUGUGCACACUGCUCAGAGGACACGUGGUGCUUGCACUGCUUACACAAGGACAGGAGAUUCCUUUCUGCCUAGAGUAGCUUCUGCUUUUCUAUAAUCCCAUCAGAUGACCCAACACAACUCCUAAACUCGAGUAAGCGAUGUUUAGGAAGCCCUAAAUCUGAGAAAUAAGGGCCAAGGUGCUGUAUAGAGAGCACUGAUUGCUUAAGGAAGAAAAAAUACGGGGAAAUAUCUUUUCAUUUGGGAAGAUACCAUUCCAUUAGUGCACUUGGACAGAACCCAGAUGUUACAGCUGAAACUCACACCUGUGCAAGGAACCCAGGGAAACUUCUAGUGCCACAUGAGUCUGGAGUAGCGCAUAGCUGUCUCUUAUGUAUAUGCAUAUAUAUUAUGUAUAGAUCUAUAUAGAUAUAGGCAGAGGUGCACACAUAUACAUGUGUGUGUGCCCCUCUGUGUAUAUAUAUAUUUAUCCUGUGCUGAUUUUUCUGCAUAGUGCUGACUUGAAGUAUUCAGUCUUACAGCAGGACAUGACUGGAAACCACUGUGCUGGCUUAAAUUUUUAAAAAGAAACCCCAAGCCUAAACACUGUUUAAGUUCUUCCAAGCUGUGUUAAGCUGCACUCCAUCAUUGCCAAGCUCCUGUGUAAGAAGGCAGGCUGUUGCCAUGUACUCUGCAAAGUGUAACUUCUGUCGAGGGUCAGUUUGAUGAUGUUUUUUCCCCAGCUGAGAUUUAUUUGAUGUUUGUUCCUUGAUAUUAGUAGGAAAAUGCCAAAUGCAGUAGAAUUAGUGUUAGCUUGGGGAAGUCCCUGUCCUUGGAGUUAUUGAGCUGUUUCUGGUUCUUUCUUACAGACGCUAAACAUGUAUUGUGUGCCACUUGCAGCAUAAACUACUGAAGAAUUGUGGCUGUGAAUUUGUGCAAACACUUUUAACAAGAGAAUCCAUGUGGGAAUUUCUCCAUUUUUUUAAAUGAUUAUUUUGGACUGUAUUCUUCUCUUCAUGUUAAACCAAGGUGCAAGAUGCUAGUUCCUGAAGCUGGACACAAGGGUUAAAUUAUGAUCUGUGUAUGUUGUACUGGUAGGGUAUUUACGAUACUGUAACAGCGCAUCAAAUCUGUUCCUACAAUGCCUUGAUAUCAGACAUUGUGACACCAGCCAUUUCUGGCAGUAAAGAAUAUGUAAGAAGAUUUCUACUUCCAGUAUAAAGGAGUUAAUUUCUAUGAUAUUUUUUUACAAUUUUGGUAUUUAAAUUAGAUUAUUAAAAAGCAGAUGUGGUAGAACCAUGGUAUGUGUCAUUUAGAAGAAUAGACUGAAAAUUUGGGCCUUAACUUGCUGGGACCAGCUGUCCUAGAUCAGAUUGUGCUGACAGGCAUUUAUUGCCAGACAUGAGUUAGUUCUUCUUGUACCCAUCUCCUUAAAAAAAAUAAAUUGUGAGUUUGUGGGGAGUGCAAGUUGAUUCUGUAGUACCAGUCCUAAGCAUGGUAGUAGCCUUUUUUUAAAACAUCCAGUUUGUCUCUCUUCUGUGUAUGCCAGGUAAAAGCUGUACUUUGACUAUGUGCCGUAAGUUCUAAAGUCCCGGUCUGCUUGGUGCCAGUGUAGCUGCUAAAAACACUAAUCCUAACGCCUUUAAUGAGAGCCAGUGGGUAUCUGCAUUCCAUUUCAAGUUCCUGUGUUUCCUGUGGCCCUUUACUUCAGAAGCUUCAUUGGUCAGUUUAGCUUUUACUGAGAGCAGCUCAUGUAU